AUGGAAGAUACCGAUCAAACUGAGACUACCAGGCAACCAACGUUGUCUGAUAGUUCUAGCGAAACAGAAGCUUCGAAGCCUAACUGGGAUAAUCGCAUAUCGAGAUACAAGGUAGUGGAAUUCUUCGAGGAGCAGAAAGACAGUGAGCUUGAGCAGUAUAUCUUUAUUGUGCGGGUGCGAGUUGAUAAAGUUUCAAAGGAGCCCACCACCUACGUUGAUAUUAAGUCGAAAUUUUUAUGUGGUAUAGUUUACGAUAUUAUGAAAGGAGCCAAUGUUCCUUUAAAUCUGCGCGAGAAUAAGCCCACGGUUGAGCAAAACCUUUUAUAUCUCUUCCUUUCCGAGCUUGUCGAGGCGCAGCGUGCGGUUCACGUGGAGGAGCACGGGCGGCAUCUAGCUAUACUAGUCGCCCAUGUUGAAGGAGCUUACGCCUCUAUCUCUAAACGCCUUGCACCGUUGCUAAGUAUUGGGGAAAUUACAUAUGAUCUCCUCUGGGCUAUAUUUAAACCCGGUUCUUUUGUGUAUGGAACCUGCAGUGGCACAGAGAAACCGAGAUGCGUUGUGUUCGACACGGCACAGAAUGAGGAAUAUAAUGGCCUAGAAUACUUCUGUCUAGUGACCCACUACUUGGACUUUGAUGGAAAAGAAUUUGGACUUGCCACGAUACGACUCAGGAUACCCAGGUUUACGGGGCUGCGCUUGAUCCGCUCUCUUCCAGCAUUCCCUCUUGCCUACCACCCAAGGAAGGACAACGUGAGACAGAGUCUCCUCGAGUGCGGCCGUAAAUUUUACCAGCUGGCUGGGAUACAUACUAGGCAAUACCAUGGCCGCGCCUUCUUCGUAGAGAACGGCGAGAUUGUGAAGGUUAACGUUAAUGGCCGCGUUGUGAUCGAUGCCGCGUUUUUCCAGUCGAUGAACCCGAAUUACCCAAGACCAUGGAUCGACGUGAGGGAUUCAUACACGCUCGCUAAUAAUGGGGCCCGUGAUACCGACUCUAACUUAGUGAGGCUUGGACAGUGCCAAAAUGAGAACCUCAAACAGAGUGACGUCCGGCUAUCCAAUAUAAAAGACGAUGCAUUGCUGACGAGCUGCCCCACGGUCCUCGGUUUUAGCCUUAACGACAAGCGAUUCCUUGAGUUUGCUGUUGCUAAUAUCGGUGAAGUUACUUGGGCUUCCAACCCCUUUAAAUGCCUGGCCAUUCCAGCCGAAAAUAAAGACCUCCUCACUUCCCUCGCUAUGAAGCAAUUGGGUAUCGUAUGCAGCUUACCAUUCGAUGACGUCGUUAGGGUCGUUAGUGGGCCGCCAGGCGUUGGAAAGACUCUGACCGCCGAAGCCUUAUCUGAGCACCUCCAUCGCCCUCUUUACUCGAUAUCGGCUGGCGAAUUAAUCGCUGAGCCUGGCAGGCUUGAGGCCACCCUCAAACUUAUCCUCAAGAUAGCUAAACACUGUGGUGCUAUACUCCUGUUGGAUGAAGCUGACGUGUUCCUUGAACGUCGUUCACAUUUUAACGACCAUCAUAACCGGCUGGUUGCCGUCUUCCUUCGCGCGCUAGAAUACUCCGAGGGAAUCUUGUUCUUAACGACUAACCGCGUAACUGAAUUUGACGAUGCUAUACUUAACAGAGUGCAUCUGAAGCUAAGAUAUGAUGGCCUUAGUCGAGAGCAGCGGAAGCAUGUCUGGAAGUAUUUCAUCUCUAAAGCUAACACUCAUCAGGGGCCUGCGGAUAUAACCGCAGCUGAGCUUAAUUCCUUGGAAACAUUAGAUCUGAAUGGCCGAGAGCCAGAUUAA
Molecule: messenger RNA, 1785 nt
Organism: Arthroderma uncinatum
Lineage: Eukaryota; Fungi; Ascomycota; Eurotiomycetes; Onygenales; Arthrodermataceae
Exons: 8
Coding region: 1-1785 (594 amino acids)
Molecular function (GO): ATP hydrolysis activity; ATP binding
Source: RefSeq, a predicted model, not a curated record